Sinocyclocheilus rhinocerous is the source of this 1885-nucleotide messenger RNA. RefSeq names its product phospholipid phosphatase-related protein type 5-like. The transcript has 8 exons. Gene Ontology annotation, cellular component: plasma membrane. Gene Ontology annotation, molecular function: phosphatidate phosphatase activity. The record is from RefSeq and is a predicted model, not a curated record. The coding region runs from base 49 to 1113 and encodes 354 amino acids. Lineage: Eukaryota; Metazoa; Chordata; Actinopteri; Cypriniformes; Cyprinidae. Gene Ontology annotation, biological process: phospholipid metabolic process; phospholipid dephosphorylation; signal transduction.
UGCUACAACCAUUAGAGGUCUCUGACUGAUAUACUAAAGACAGAAGAGAUGGACAGAAGGAGGAUUGUGGGGAGGGGAGGAGUUAAGAGAAGCAGAUAUAUAGUGCCAUGCUUCCUGUUUGUAGAGCUGGUGAUCAUGGCUGGAACGGUUCUCCUGGCAUACUACUUUGAGUAUACGGACACGUUCCCGGUGCACGUUCAAGGAUUCUUCUGCUUCGAUAAAGCCUUCUCCAAGCCACAUCCAGGACCUGAAGAUGACAGCAAAGCUCCUCCGGUGCUGGUGUAUUCGCUGGUCACCGCCAUCCCCACCGUCACCAUUCUGCUGGGGGAGCUUGCAUCCUUCUUAACUAAACCUGAGGCCACGCAGGAGAAGACAAUUGUUACGGCUGACUGCUGCUAUUUCAACCCGCUGCUGAGACGCAUAGUCCGCUUCCUUGGUGUGUAUUCCUUUGGCCUCUUUACCACCACCAUCUUUGCCAAUGCAGGGCAGGUAGUGACAGGAAACCAGACACCUCAUUUCUUGUCUACAUGCCGCCCAAACUACACAGCACUGGGCUGCCAUUCACCGCUGCAGUACAUCACAGAGCAGCGAGCGUGCACCGGAAACCCUUACCUCAUCACCUCCGCCCGCAAAUCUUUCCCCUCCAAGGACGCAGCGCUGAGUAUGUACUCAGCUGUCUAUACAGUGAUGUAUAUAACUCUGGUAUGGAGGACUAAAGGCACAAGGCUGACCAAACCCACUCUCUGUCUGACUUUCCUCUCAUUGGCUGUUCUGGUGGGCAUCAUGCGUGUAGCUGAGUACCGCAACCACUGGUCUGAUGUUCUAGCUGGAUAUCUCACCGGAGGAGCCAUCGCCGCUUUUCUGGUCACAUGUGUGAUCAAUAACUUCCAGCAGACCCAGCCUCAGCUGCCACCCUUACCGCCCCCUGUGCACCCUCCACGCCCGGAGCCCUCGCUCAACAUGCCCAUGGUGGCCAUGCCCUGCGUAGAGAGUCCACUCGAAAAGUUCCAGGGGUUUUGUACACAGGCAUCACAUGACCAUCAGCCAUACCUGGCCCCCACCCCUCCCGAUGUCCUCAUCCACUCACGUCGCUGCAUCUCCAGCGCAGUCUAGACAUGCCUUCAGAAUAUUCUACCUGCGCUCGCCCUAGACCCUCUCUCACAAGAUCAUACUCCACUCAGGUCUAGAGGCUCCCCGUACUCACCUCUACUGCCCCCUACUGGCUGACAGAGACAAUGACAGCAAUAGCCACUCAUUUGGAAUUGGGAUUAUUUUGUAAUGACUGCGUUUCAUAUUUGUCUGAAUUAUCUGUCUCUCAUCUGUUGGGUGGGUAUUUUUUAUUUUAUUUUUAUUAAAGGAAAGUGUUCCAACUGAUAAUAAUCUUCCAUCUUUGUAAAUUUGCAGUGCAUUUCCAUUAUGAAUGCCAGACAUUGACAUAUAAACAUUCUGUGUACAUUAUAAAAGGAUUUUCUCAUCUAACAGCCAUACAGAAACUGAAUAUCAACUGUGAAAUUUAAGAUUUAAAUUAACAUCUACUGACAUUUAAGAGUGAACGAAAGAAAAUCAAUUCUAUUUUUGGAAAUAUAGAUUGGUAGGAUGUAGCAAACUACUAGUAAGCAUAUUUGAAAAAGAUUAUUAGCACUAUUUUUAUGGCUAAGUAUUUGAGUUAAGUAUCCAUGGAGCAAAAUAUUAUUCAGAAAUAGGGUUAUAGAGAAUCAAAACUAUGGCUGUACAGAGACAGUUUUCAAGACUAUAAUAUAUUUAAGAAAAUCUUCGCACCUGUUAGGUGGGAUGUAAAGAAGACAAAUAUGUACAGGAUGUAGCAAAUGUUUUAUAUCUUACAUUGUGUAAAAUGUGAAUGUUUUCCCUUGGAAUUUUCCUAGAA